Scheffersomyces amazonensis is the source of this 1228-nucleotide messenger RNA. It is a transcript of the gene SNZ1, whose product is annotated as pyridoxine biosynthesis protein. Gene Ontology annotation, biological process: amino acid metabolic process; pyridoxal 5'-phosphate biosynthetic process; pyridoxine biosynthetic process. The transcript has a single exon. The coding region runs from base 168 to 1049 and encodes 293 amino acids. The record is from RefSeq and is a predicted model, not a curated record. NCBI's taxonomy places the organism in Eukaryota, Fungi, Ascomycota, Pichiomycetes, Serinales, Debaryomycetaceae. Gene Ontology annotation, molecular function: amine-lyase activity.
CAUACUUUUUUAGUUACUUAAUCUGUGACUAAUUGAAAUUUUUCAGUAAUUGAUCUCUUGACUUUGUUAUUUAUAAGCUAACUUUAUUAAUCUCAAUAACUUAAUUUUAUUUGUUUUCAAUUGAUUUAAAUUCACUAGUAAUUAAUUAGUAAGAAUAGAAAUAUACAAUGAGCGAAUUCAAAAUUAAGGCUGGUUUAGCCCAAAUGUUAAAGGGUGGAGUCAUUAUGGAUGUUGUUACUGCAGAACAAGCAAAAAUAGCAGAAAGAGCUGGAGCAUGUGCUGUUAUGGCACUUGAAAAGAUUCCUGCUGAUAUGAGAGCUAGUGGUAAAGUAUGUAGAAUGUCAGAUCCAAAAAUGAUUAAAGAAAUCAUGGAAGCUGUUUCUAUCCCAGUUAUGGCAAAAGUUAGAAUUGGUCACACUGUAGAAGCUCAAAUAUUAGAAGCAUUAGAAAUAGAUUAUAUCGAUGAAAGUGAAGUCUUAACUCCUGCUGAUUGGAGUGAUCAUAUUUCCAAGUCUGAAUUUGGUGUUCCAUUUGUUUGUGGAGCUAAGGAUUUAGGUGAAGCUUUGAGAAGAAUUAAUGAAGGUGCUGCUAUGAUUAGAACAAAAGGUGAGGCUGGAACUGGUGAUGUUUCAGAAGCUGUUAAACAUAUUAAGAAAAUUAGAGGAGAGAUCAAGAAAGCCAGCGAAACUUUAAAGACUGAAGAAGAUUUUGAAAAAUAUGCAAAAGAAUUAAGAGUCCCUGUUUCAUUAUUAAAAGAAGUUGUUGAAUUAAAAAAAUUACCAGUCGUCAACUUUGCUGCUGGUGGUGUUGCAACACCAGCUGAUGCUGCCUUAUUAAUGCAAUUAGGAUGUGAUGGUGUUUUUGUUGGUUCAGGUAUUUUCAAAUCAAAUAAUCCUGAAAAAUUAGCAAAAGCAAUUGUUAAUGCUACCACCAACUUUGAAGACCCACUCAAGAUCUUAGAAUAUUCUACUGAUUUGGGUGAAUUAAUGUCUGGAGUUAGUAUUGAAUCAAUUAAGAAAGCUGGGCAACCUAUCUUAGCCAACCGUUAAAGAUGAAAUUGAUAAAUCUCAAGAAGUUUGCAACCAUAAAUAAAUGAACAUUAUUGUUAAAUAUUUAUAGAUCUGAAAUACAUACAUGAAAAAUAUUUAAAAUACGAAACGAAAAGUAGUACAUAUUUAAUUAGAAUUUAUAAAUCGGACCAGAUUAUCAAGCCUGUAUUAGAAAUAUU